AUGAGGGUAUCGGAACCGAUCCUGGACAUGGAUAUGGCAAAUUACAGUGAAGUUUUGGACCCAACGUAUACAACCUUGGAGUUUGAAACCAUGCAGAUUCUGUAUAAUUCAAAUGAGAGUUCUGCCCCAGAGACGACAAGUAUGAAUACCGCAGACAACGGGGUCAGCUGUCUGUGUGCCAUCUGCGGGGACAGGGCCACCGGGAAGCACUACGGAGCGUCCAGCUGUGACGGGUGCAAGGGCUUCUUCAGACGCAGCAUUCGCAAGAGCCACGUGUAUUCGUGCAGGUUCAGUCGGCAAUGUGUUGUUGACAAGGACAAAAGAAAUCAAUGCAGAUAUUGUCGGUUAAGAAAGUGUUUUAGAGCAGGAAUGAAAAAAGAAGCUGUGCAGAACGAACGCGAUCGAAUCAGCACCCGGAGAAGCACUUUCGAUGGCACCAACAUCCCCUCCAUUAACACGCUGGCCCAGGCGGAGAUGCGGUCUCGCCAGAUGUCAGCCUCAAGCCCUGGUGUGAGCACAGACAUAAACGUGAAGAAAAUUGCAAACAUUGGUGAUGUCUGUGAGUCUAUGAAGCAGCAGCUCUUGGUCUUGGUUGAAUGGGCAAAAUACAUCCCUGCCUUUUGCGAGUUACCGCUGGAUGAUCAGGUGGCCCUGCUGAGAGCUCAUGCUGGGGAGCAUUUACUGCUCGGAGCUACAAAGAGGUCCAUGAUAUAUAAAGAUAUUUUGCUUUUGGGAAACAACUACAUUAUUCAGCGCAACAGCUGUGAGGUCGAGAUCAGCCGUGUGGCCAACCGCGUCCUGGAUGAGCUGGUCCGGCCGUUUCAGGAAAUCCAGAUCGAUGACAACGAGUACGCUUGUCUGAAGGCCAUUGUGUUUUUUGAUCCAGAUGCCAAAGGGCUCAGCGACCCCAUGAAGAUCAAGAACAUGCGGUUCCAGGUGCAGCUGAGCCUGGAGGACUAUAUCAACGACCGGCAGUACGACUCCCGCGGGCGCUUCGGGGAGCUGCUCCUGCUGCUGCCCACGCUGCAGAGCAUCACCUGGCAGAUGAUCGAGCAGAUCCAGUUCGUGAAGCUCUUCGGGAUGGUGAAGAUCGACAACCUGCUCCAGGAGAUGCUGCUGGGCGGUGCUUCCAAUGACGUCAGCCAUCUCCAUCAUCCGGUGCAUCCACAUUUGUCUCAGGAUCCAUUAACUGGACAAACCAUACUGCUCGGCCCCAUGUCAACACUGGUGCAUACAGACCAGAUCUCAACUCCUGAAACCCCACUCCCCUCCCCACCACAAGGCUCUGGACAAGAACAAUACAAAAUAGCCGCAAACCAAGCUUCAGUCAUUUCACACCAGCCUCUCUCCAAACAAAAGCCAUUGUAA
Molecule: messenger RNA, 1368 nt
Organism: Pipistrellus nathusii (Nathusius's pipistrelle)
Lineage: Eukaryota; Metazoa; Chordata; Mammalia; Chiroptera; Vespertilionidae
Source: the annotation of a GenBank genome assembly